Messenger RNA from Budorcas taxicolor (takin), 6275 nucleotides. RefSeq names its product poly(ADP-ribose) polymerase family member 4 (gene PARP4). The record is from RefSeq and is a predicted model, not a curated record. Gene Ontology annotation, molecular function: NAD+ poly-ADP-ribosyltransferase activity. Bases 89 to 5590 code for a protein of 1833 amino acids. NCBI's taxonomy places the organism in Eukaryota, Metazoa, Chordata, Mammalia, Artiodactyla, Bovidae. The transcript has 35 exons.
CCGGGAGUCCCAAGUCCUGAAGGCCUGGGAGUCAGAAGCCGAGAACUCGGGGGCGCCAGCGCCCGAGUGGGCCGGAGCCUCAGGCAGGAUGACUGUGGGAAUCUUCGCAAACUGUACCUUCUGUUUGAAAGUCAAGCACUUAACUCGUCAACAGAAAAGAAAACUACAAACUGAUAUUAAGGAAAAUGGUGGAAAUUUUUCCUUUUUAUUAAAUGCUCAGUGCACACAUGUAAUCUUAGACAAUGCUGAUGUUCUGAGCCAGUAUCAGCUGAAGUCUAUUCAGAAGAACCAUAUUCUUAUUGCAAACCCAGAUUUUGUAUGGGAAUCUAUCAAAGAAAGGAGACUGCUGGAUACAAAGAUUUAUGGUCCCAGUGAGUCACUGGACAUCACACCAACUUCCAAAGAAGAAUGGAGCAGCUCUAGAAUGGAAAUGAAUGAUUCUUCACUCCUGGACAGUUCCACAGAAAGGGAGAACACUGUUGAACUCACUAAGUUUUAUGCAGAGGAUGUUGAAAUUCCUCAUUUUCCUCAAGAUUUUGAAGUUGCAAAAUAUAACAUCUUGGAAAAAGUUGUGACAGAGGGAGGUAAGGAGACCGCUGUGGUGGAGCUGCAUUGCCUCCAGGGCCCUGGGGAACGUGGCUUUCUGAUAUGCACACACUUCCUCCUGGCCACCGGCACCCAGACCAGGAAGCAGUCCUCUGUGAAGAAAACUUCUGCAGACGCAAGUGAAUACUAUGAGAAUUAUAUUGAGGAACUGAAGAAACAAGGCUUUCUACUGAGAGAACAUUUUACACCCGAAGCAACCCAGUUAGCAUCUGAAAAACUGCAAGCAUUGCUCUUGGAGGAGGUAAUAAACUCAAAUGCCCUGAGCCCCGAGGUGAGCGGCUUGGUGGAGAUGCUCUGGACAGAAGCCCUCGGCCGCCUGGAGGACACGCUGCUGAGACCUGUGGGCAUGAUAAGCCUGAAUGACGUGAGCAAGGCAGAGGGAAUUCUCCUCCUGGUAAAGGAAGCAAUGAGAAAUGGAGAAACACAGGAGCAACUGCAAACGUUGCUGACCGAGUUCUACAGAUUAAUCCCUCACAGAGCUGCUGUGGCCGAGAAGGUCAGCCUGAGCCUGCUGGCUAAGAAGGAGGACCUGUGCCAGCUAAUAAGAGACAUGGUUAAUGUCUGUGAAACUAAUUUGGCCAAACCCAACCCACCGUCUCUUGCCAAAUACCGAGCUUUGAGAUGCAAAAUUGAGCAUGUUGAACCGAAGACUGAAGAAUUUUUGAGAGUAAGAGAAGAGGUGCUGCAGAAUAAUCACAGUAAGAGUCCAGUGGACAUCUUGCAGAUAUUUAGAGUUGGCAGAGUGAGUGAAACCGCAGAGUUCCAGGGCCACCUUGGCAAUGUCAGGCACUUGCUGCAUGGGUCUCCUGUGCAGAGCUUCAUGGGAAUCCUGUCCCGUGGGUUGCUUUUACCCAAAGUAGUUGAAGAUCGUGGCAUGAAGAGAACAGACAUUGGAAAUCUUGGGAGUGGGAUAUAUUUCAGCGAUUCACUCAGUACAAGCAUCAAGUACUCGCACCCUGGACAGACAGAUGGCACCCGACUCCUGGUCGUCUGUGAUGUCGCCCUCGGCAGGUGCAUGGACCUGCACAAGCGAGACUUCUCCCUGACAGAGGCACCGCCUGAGUACAACAGCGUCCACGGGGUGCGGGGAACGGAUAUGGUCAGCUCGGACUUUGAGGAUGACGAAUUUGUUGUAUACAAUACCAAUCAGGUUAAAAUGAAAUAUAUUGUUAAAUUUUCUGUACCUGGAGAUGAAAUAAAGGACUUUAACCCUGGUGAUAAUAUGGAACUAGAGGAAGACAGGCCUGAGUUUUCAAAUUUUUCAGCAGUUGAAGAUCACCAGCUUCCAGGCAGCAUGCCUUUCCCCGACAUCAAGGCCGGCCUCCAGGAUGGCUCUGGGAAUUCAGUUCCUUUGGAGGAUGUUCAUAUCAAAGGGAAAAUAAUAGACUUUGUAGCCCAGGUCGUUGUUUUUCAAACAUACACAAACCAAAGUAAUGUGCCCAUUGAGGCAAAAUACGUUUUUCCCUUGGACGACAAGGCAGCUGUGUGUGGUUUCGAGGCAUUCAUCAAUGGGAAGCACGUGGUGGGAGAGGUUAAAGAGAAGGAAGCAGCCCAGCGAGAGUACCAAGUGGCGAUCAGUCAAGGCCACGGCGCCUACUUGAUGGAUCAGGACACACCCGACAUCUUCACCGUCAGCGUCGGGAACUUACCCCCGAAGGCCAAAGUCCUGAUCAAAAUCACCUACAUCACGGAGCUGAGCAUCCAGGGUGCCUGUGCGGUCUUCUUCCUGCCAGCCACCGUGGCACCCUGGCAGCAGGACAGGGCUCUGAAGGAGAACCUUCAGGAUACAGUGGAGAAGAUUUGUAUAAAGGAAAUAGGAACAAAGCAAAGCUUUUCUCUGAGCAUGUCUAUCGAGAUGCCGCACAUGAUUGAAUUCAUCUUCAGUGAUACACACGACCUGAGAAAAAAGAGAACAGACUGCAAAGCUGUGAUUAGUACUGUGGAAGGCAGCUCCUUAGACAGCAAUGGAUUUUCUCUCCUCAUCGGUUUGGUUGAUGUGUAUCUCCCAAGAAUGUGGGUUGAAAAGCAUCCAGAAAAAGAAAGCGAGGCCUGCAUGCUUGUGUUUCAACCAAAUCUUGGUAUUACCGUCCCUGACAAAGCUGAGAGGAGUGAAGUGAUUAUUUGUCUUGAUUGCUCCAAUUCCAUGGAGGGCGAGACAUUCCUGCAAGCAAAGCAGAUUGCCUUGCACGCACUGUCCUGUGUGGGAAAGGAGCAGAAGGUGAACAUCAUCAAGUUUGGCACAGGUUACAAGGAAUUAUUUUCAUAUCCUAAGUGCAUCACGAACAAUAAUACGCCUACAGAGUUCAUCAUGUCUGCCACACCUACCAUGGGAAACACAGAUUUCUGGAAGACACUUCGAUACUUAAGUUUGCUGUACCCUUCCCACGUGUUACGGAACAUCCUCCUCAUAUCCGACGGGCACCUCCAGAAUGAGAGCCUGACCUUGCAGCUCGUAAGAAGAAGCGUGCCACACACCAGGCUGUUCUCCUGUGGGGUCAGUUCUACAGCAAAUCGUCAUGUCUUACGGACUCUGUCCCACUAUGGUGCUGGAGUAUUUGAAUAUUUUAACUCAAAAUCCAAACAUAGCUGGAAAAAACAGAUAGAAGCCCAGAUGGAUAGGCUGAGUUCUCCCAGUUGCCACUCGGUCUCCGUCAAAUGGCAGCAGCUGAGCACAGACGCGCCGGCACCCCUGCAGGCCCCCGCCCAAGUGCAGUCCCUGUUUCACAGUGAGCGACUCCUUGUCUACGGGCUCACUCCUCACUGUACACAGGCAACUCUACAUGCGCUAAUUCAAGAGAGAGAGUAUUCUACAGUGGUGUCAACUACUGAACUUCAGAAGACAACUGGAACGAUGAUUCACAAGCUGGCAGCGCGAGCUCUGAUCAGAGAUUACGAAGAUGGCAUUCUCCACGAAAAUGAAGUGAAUCACGAGAUGAAGAAGCAAACCUUAAAAUCUCUGAUUAUUAAACUCAGUAAAGAAAACUCUCUCAUAACACAAUUUACAAGCUUUGUGGCUGUGGAGAAAAGGGAUGGUAAUGAGUCACCUUCUCCUGAUAUUCCAAAUACUUUGGAACUUAUUGCCAAAGAAGACAUAGAUUUUCUGCCAUACAUGAGUUGGGAGGGGGAACAACCAGAUGCCAGCAGAAUGCAAACACUUUCAGCAUCCUCUGAAUGGAACCAAGAACCCAAACGUAAAUGUAAACGUAAACGGACUAAAAAGAAGCAUUCAUCACUUAACAUGAAACUUUCUGAAGAUUUUGAAGCCUUUAGCUUAGAUGCCCCAGAAGAAUCUGAAGCAGUCAGUUUUGUCUUCAUGGAUGCAGAGGAGCUCUGGGAUUUGGGUCCGAUGAAGUCAUCUAAACAAACAGAAGUUAAACCACAAUUCACAGAAGCCAUCUCACAGAAAAUGGCCGUUUCCAACAUUCCUACUGCCCCUAGUUUCUUAACUGCACCCCUCUAUGUUGGCUCUGCUUUCCACCAUCAUCCCAGCUCAGCACUGUUUGGUUCUCCAGCUGGUCCCAAACACUUCGGUUCCCCUAAGAAGUACCUGGAGAUGGGCAGUGGUGCCGACAUUUCCCUGGACAUGGCGUCUUUUCCCAGGCUGCAUCUCCAGGACUCAUCUUUGCAACUUGCUGCUGCUCCCAGGGCCUCCUUUAGCUCCAGGUCACAGCUGCCCAAAACUGAUCAAGGGGGUGCCACAGGCUUCAGUGCCCUCACUGCCCUUCAGCUGGACCCUCUCCCGCGGCCGCAUCUUUUUUCCUGUCCUUCUGCAGGUCUUCUCCCUUGUCCACUUGUGAAGUCUGUCCUUUCUUCCCAUGCCUCUCCUCCCUCCCUACCCAGGGGUGUUGUUCCCCCUCCUCCCCCUCUGCCUCGGGGGGUUGGUGUUCCCCCUCCUUCCCCACUUCCCCCUCUAACUGGGGGAAUUGUUCCCCCUCCUCCCCUUCUACCUGGGGGGGAUGGUGUUCCUCCUCCUCCCCCUCUUCCCCCUCUAACUGGGGGAAUUGUUCCCCCUCCUCCCCUUCUAUUUCAGGGGGGGGUUGGCAUUCCUCCUCCCCCUCCUCCCCCUCUACCUGGGUGGAGUGGUGUUCCUCCUUCUCCCCCUCUUCCCCCUCUAUCUGGGGGAGUUGUUCCCCCUCCUCCCCCUCUAUCUCAGGGGGUUGGUAUUCCUCCUCCCUCUCCUCCCCCUCUUUCCUCUCCUCUUCCUUCUCACCAUAUCCCAUCUCCUAGGAGUGCCAAUUAUAAGGUGCCAGUGGCUCCAUCUGGCCCUGCUGAGGAUGCCCAGCUGGACAUUCCUCUGUUAGCUGGGUAUGAUGAACCUUUGUCAUUAGACUCCUUCCAAUAUGGUUGUUCAUUUUUUGAAUGUUCUUCUGAAAUGGAAAGUGAUAAAACAGGAGGACUUCUGGCAAGUAGGAUUUUUAAAAAGCUGGCAGAAUAUGACCUGAGAAGUGGCUUUACUGCAAGCACUCAGGCACAAAAUGAUGAGGAUGGCCUAGCUGGCAAAGCAAGCUGGAGGAAUUAUGUGCCUUCGACUGAACUCUUCAGGCUUCAGACCAAGGAUGGAUGCUGGAAACUUACACAAGAACUGGGAUUUAUAUUAAAACUUAAUACAAAUAUUUUAAACAGCUUUCUUGAACAAAAAGGCAUUCGAUCUCUAGGUGUAAGAGGAAGAGAGCGCCUUCUAGACCUGAUCGCUACAUUUCUAGUGCUGCAGUUCCUUCGCACCAAGUUGGAACAGGAGGGAAUAAUCGUCAAAUCACUGAUGAGACUGGACGAUGCUUCCAUUCCCAGGAAUAUUCCCUGGGAUUGUGAGAAAAUAAAGAAAGCCAGUGAGUGGCUCAGAAGAACUGAAGGGCAGUACCCAUCCAUCUGCCAGCGGCUGGAGCUGGGUAAAGACUGGGACUCCGCCACCAAGCAGCUGCUGGGGAUCCUGCCCAGAGAUGCCCGCUCCCCUCCUCACAGGCUCCUUAAGCACAGCCAAGGCUGACGCUCAUGCACUUGUCUUUUAACAUGCACUCAUGCCUCAUGUAUAUGAUAAUCAGAUAUAAUAGAUGCCUAUAAUGAAGUCUAAUUAUGAUUUUAUUCAGUAUAGCAAUCACUUUAAAAUAAAUGGAAAAAGGCUAUUGUUUCAGUGAACUAACAAGCAACUAUACAAUAAAAAUUUCAAGGAAUUCCCUGGUGAUCCAGUGGUUAGGACUCUGAGCUUUUAACACUGUGAUUCUGGGUUUGAUCCCUGGUCAGGGAACAAAGAUCCCACAAGCCAAGCAGUACAACCAAAAAAAACUUUUAGAUAAAAAUUCUAAUAUUACAGACUUUUUUUUAAACCAGAGGUUGGGGGAGGGUGGAGAUUGGAUAAAGGUGAUCAGAAGGUACAAACUUCCAGUUACACGAUAAAUAAGUACUAGGAUGUAAUAUGCAGCAUGAAAAUAUAAAACACUGCUAUAUAGUACAUGUGAAAGUUGUUCAGAGACUAAAUCCUGAGUUCUCAUCACAAGGAAACAUGAUUUUCUUCUUCUUUUACUCUAUAUCUGUGUGAGGUGGUGGAUAUUCACUAUACUUACUGUGAUCAUCAUUUCAUGAUGUUUGAGGAUCAGAUCAUGGUGCUGCCAUCUUAAUCUUAUAGUGUGCUAGAUGUCAAUUAUAUCUCAAUAAAACUGGGAGAAAAAAUUAAA